This is a messenger RNA of Alternaria rosae, 1783 nucleotides long. RefSeq names its product Allergen Alt a 6. Gene Ontology annotation, cellular component: phosphopyruvate hydratase complex. Gene Ontology annotation, biological process: glycolytic process. Lineage: Eukaryota; Fungi; Ascomycota; Dothideomycetes; Pleosporales; Pleosporaceae. The transcript is spliced from 4 exons. The coding region runs from base 231 to 1547 and encodes 438 amino acids. The record is from RefSeq and is a predicted model, not a curated record. Gene Ontology annotation, molecular function: magnesium ion binding; phosphopyruvate hydratase activity.
GACCCCUCCAAAACCUUGCUGGACUCUUAAGCUCUGGAACACCCCACCCAAACAAAACAACACCGACACUUGAUCUUACACAUACAACUAGUAAGUCGAAUUUUCUGCCGGCAUCCUCUCCGCGGCCGGACUCUGCUGCCCGCGCAUCCGACCUGCUUCUAUAUCUCCUGCCCUGCACUUCUGCGGCUCCCCAGCACUCCAAUUGACUCUCCCAACAGCAAUCCUUCACCAUGACCAUCACCAAGAUCCACGCCCGCUCCGUCUACGACUCUCGGGGUAACCCGACCGUCGAGGUCGACAUUGUCACCGAGACCGGCCUUCACCGCGCCAUCGUCCCCUCCGGCGCCUCCACUGGCUCCCACGAGGCCUGCGAACUCCGCGAUGGAGACAAGUCCAAAUGGGGCGGCAAGGGUGUCACCAAGGCCGUCGCCAACGUCAACGACACCAUUGCCCCUGCCCUUAUCAAGGAGAAGCUCGACGUCAAGGACCAGUCCGCCGUAGACGCGUUCCUUAACAAGCUCGAUGGCACAACAAACAAGACCAAUCUGGGCGCCAACGCCAUCCUCGGUGUCUCAAUGGCCAUCGCAAAGGCCGCUGCCGCUGAGAAGGGUGUCCCCCUCUACGCACACAUCUCCGACUUGGCUGGCACCAAGAAGCCCUAUGUUCUCCCCGUACCCUUUCAAAACGUCCUCAACGGUGGCUCGCACGCCGGUGGCCGUCUUGCUUUCCAAGAGUUCAUGAUCGUUCCCUGUGAAGCCCCCACCUUCUCCGAGGCUAUGCGCCAAGGAGCCGAAGUCUACCAGAAGCUCAAGGCUCUCGCCAAGAAGACGUACGGACAGUCCGCCGGAAACGUUGGUGACGAGGGUGGUGUCGCCCCAGACAUCCAAACCGCUGAGGAGGCUCUUGACCUCAUCACCAAGGCCAUCGAGGAGGCUGGCUACACUGGCAAGAUCAAGAUUGCUAUGGAUGUUGCGUCCAGCGAAUUCUACAAGGCCGACGAGAAGAAGUACGACCUCGACUUCAAGAACCCCGACAGCGACAAGAGCAAGUGGCUCACAUACGAGCAACUUGCCGAGAUGUACAAGUCUCUGGCCGAGAAGUACCCUAUCGUCAGCAUCGAGGACCCCUUCGCUGAGGACGACUGGGAGGCUUGGUCUUACUUCUUCAAGACCUACGAUGGCCAGAUUGUCGGAGACGACUUGACCGUUACCAACCCCGAGUUCAUCAAGAAGGCCAUCGAGCUCAAGUCUUGCAAUGCUCUUCUCCUCAAGGUCAACCAGAUUGGCACUAUCACCGAGGCCAUCCAGGCUGCCAAAGACGCUUUCGGUGCUGGUUGGGGUGUCAUGGUUUCUCACCGCUCCGGAGAGACCGAGGAUGUUACCAUCGCCGAUAUUGUUGUCGGUCUACGAUCUGGUCAGAUCAAGACUGGUGCGCCGGCCCGAUCUGAGCGCCUCGCCAAGCUCAACCAGAUCCUCCGUAUCGAGGAGGAACUCGGUGACAACGCCGUCUAUGCCGGCAACAACUUCAGGACUGCCGUCAACUUGUAAGCGACUGAUCUGCAGAGUCCGGUAAUUUCAGAGUCAUGAGAAUAUGCGACGAUAACGAAGUUCAGAGCGAAGGGAAAUAUGUACGCGAAAUGCAAUGAUAUAUCCUACACAACAAAUUUCCGCUCCCCAAUUAGGCAUUGCAGCCUGACGCAUAUGUUGACUUGAUAUUUGCUCAUCUUUCGUAGCAAUAUCUCUCUGAUCCCGAAUUUGCUAUUGCAGGACUCUCUUCCGUUGGG